UAAUCUAUUUGCAACUCUCAUCAAUCAUGCGUGUGGAAUGUUUGAAAUUCUCAAAUUCCACCUCGAAACAUUGUCGAUGGAGUGUCCACAAAAUCAGGAAGAGGCAGUCACGAAUUCUAAAAUAAUCAUGGAGAAAUUCAGGAGAUUUUCUGACUUGCAAACUCAAAUUCUCAAGUUUGUGAAGAAUCUGGAAGCAUCGUAUAAUAUUGCUCUGUUAGUUAUCGUCGGAGUGAAUAUUUUGACAAUUGUACUCACUGGAAUCACAGCUAUAAUAAAAAAAUCUCAGCCAAGUGAGAUGAUUAGGAUGGUAUUCACCAGCGCAGGCGGCGUCUGCCAUCUUUUUUGGAUUAGCUGGUUAGGGCAUGCUUUGGAAGUUCAAAGCGAGAAGAUCUUCAUAGCAGCCUAUCAAGGUCGAUGGUACUACCUGCCUCAUCAAAUGCAAUUAAUGUUGUUACCGAUUAUGAUGAGAAGCUUGAUACCGUGUCAUUUGACAGCAGGAAAAUUUUACAUAAUGUGCAUGGAAAGUUUUGGACGGGCCGUGAAAAUGAUGAUGUCUUCGUUCAUGGUUUUGAUUUCCCUGCGAUGAAGAAUGUUCAUUGAACAUGAAAAUGUGUA
This is a messenger RNA of Fopius arisanus, 615 nucleotides long. Its product is annotated as putative odorant receptor 85e. Gene Ontology annotation, cellular component: plasma membrane. Gene Ontology annotation, molecular function: odorant binding; olfactory receptor activity. The record is from RefSeq and is a predicted model, not a curated record. Lineage: Eukaryota; Metazoa; Arthropoda; Insecta; Hymenoptera; Braconidae. Gene Ontology annotation, biological process: sensory perception of smell; detection of chemical stimulus involved in sensory perception of smell. The coding region runs from base 38 to 586 and encodes 182 amino acids. The transcript has 6 exons.